Molecule: messenger RNA, 978 nt
Organism: Eruca vesicaria subsp. sativa (arugula)
Lineage: Eukaryota; Viridiplantae; Streptophyta; Magnoliopsida; Brassicales; Brassicaceae
Source: the annotation of a GenBank genome assembly
CUUUAGAAUCCACCUGAGAGAUAAUUUAAACAUUUAUCAACUCAACGGAAUUGAGAUCUUUUUUAGUUACUCAACCUUAUCCAGUUUUAUUUUAUUUUUUCUUUACUCAACAAUGACUUCAUUCUCUUCCUUUUCUGAAAUGUUGGGCUCCGAGUACGAAUCUCCGGUUACAUUAACCGGAGAGUAUUGUCCGACGCUUGCCGCUAGCUGUCCGAAGAAACCAGCCGGUCGGAAGAAGUUUCGGGAGACACGUCACCCAAUUUACAGAGGUGUUCGCCGGAGAAACUCAGGUAAGUGGGUGUGUGAAGUUCGAGAGCCAAACAAGAAAUCUAGGAUUUGGCUCGGAACUUUCUUAACCGCCGAGAUCGCAGCUCGUGCUCACGACGUCGCCGCCUUAGCCCUCCGUGGCAAAUCCGCCUGCCUCAAUUUCGCCGACUCGGCUUGGCGGCUACGUAUCCCGGAGACGACAUGCCCCAAGGAGAUUCAGAAGGCGGCUGCUGAAGCCGCGGUGGCUUUUCAGGCUCAGAUAAACGAUACGACGACGGAUCAUGGCCUGGACAUGGAGGAGACGAUCGUGGAGGCUGUUUUUACGGAGGAGAGCAGCGAAGGGUUUUAUAUGGACGAUGAGUACUCCAUGUUUGGGAUGCCAAACUUGAUGGCUAGUAUGGCGGAAGGGAUGCUUUUGCCGCCACCGUCCGUACAUUUCGGACAUAACUAUGACUUUGACGGAGAUGCUGACGUGUCCCUUUGGAGUUAUUAGUACAAAGAUUUUUUUUAUUUAUUUACCAGUUUUUGUAUAAUACUUUUUAGGGGAAAUUGGAAAAAUAGGCCAGAAUAGAAAUGUUUUUGUCCCUUUAUACCUUCACAAUAAUUAGUCAGUUUUUGACAUAAAUACCCUCAUAAUAAUAGAAACAAUUAUUAAAAAUGAUACAAAGCUCAAAAAAAUAUGAAAAAAUCAUUAUAAUCAUAAGAAUAUUU